GCGCUCGCGGGGCGGCGUCGGCUGUGGCGGCGGCGGCGCGGCGCGUGAGGGGCCGCCUCGGGCCGAGCGGGCGCCGCGAGCGGCCCGGCGAGCGCAGCCAACAUGUCGGAUACCAAGGUAAAAGUUGCCGUCCGGGUCCGGCCCAUGAACCGACGAGAGCUGGAGCUCAACACCAAGUGCGUGGUGGAGAUGGAAGGGAAUCAAACGGUCCUGCACCCUCCUCCUGCUAACACCAAACAGGGAGAAAGGAAACCUCCCAAGGUAUUUGCCUUUGAUUAUUGCUUUUGGUCCAUGGAUGAAUCUAACACUACGAAAUACGCUGGUCAAGAAGUGGUUUUCAAGUGCCUUGGGGAAGGAAUUCUUGAAAAAGCCUUUCAGGGGUAUAAUGCUUGUAUUUUUGCAUAUGGACAAACAGGUUCAGGAAAAUCCUUCUCCAUGAUGGGCCAUGCUGAGCAGCUGGGCCUUAUUCCAAGGCUCUGCUGUGCUUUAUUUAAAAGGAUCUCUUUGGAGCAAAAUGAAUCCCAGACCUUUAAAGUCGAAGUGUCCUAUAUGGAAAUUUAUAAUGAGAAAGUUCGAGAUCUUUUAGACCCCAAAGGGAGUAGACAGUCUCUUAAAGUUCGAGAGCAUAAAGUUUUGGGACCAUAUGUAGAUGGUUUAUCUCAAUUAGCUGUCACUAGUUUUGAGGAUAUCGAGUCUUUGAUGUCUGAGGGAAAUAAGUCUCGGACGGUGGCUGCGACCAACAUGAAUGAAGAAAGCAGCCGCUCCCAUGCUGUGUUCAACAUCAUAAUCACCCAGACACUUUAUGACCUCCAGUCUGGGAACUCAGGAGAGAAAGUCAGUAAGGUCAGCUUGGUAGACCUGGCGGGUAGCGAGAGAGUGUCUAAAACUGGAGCUGCGGGAGAGCGACUGAAAGAAGGCAGCAACAUUAACAAAUCACUUACAACCUUGGGCUUGGUUAUAUCCUCAUUGGCUGACCAGGCAGCUGGCAAGGGUAAAAACAAAUUUGUGCCUUAUCGAGAUUCAGUCCUCACUUGGCUUCUUAAGGACAAUUUGGGGGGCAACAGCCAGACCUCUAUGAUAGCCACCAUUAGCCCAGCAGCAGACAACUAUGAGGAGACCCUCUCCACGUUAAGAUAUGCAGAUCGGGCCAAAAGGAUCGUGAACCACGCUGUCGUGAAUGAGGACCCCAAUGCAAAAGUCAUCCGAGAACUUCGAGAGGAAGUUGAGAAACUCAGAGAGCAGCUCUCGCAAGCAGAGGCCAUGAAGGCUCCUGAACUGAAAGAGAAGCUCGAAGAGUCUGAAAAGCUGAUAAAAGAACUGACAGUGACUUGGGAAGAGAAGCUGAGGAAAACAGAAGAGAUCGCACAGGAGAGACAAAGACAACUUGAAAGCAUGGGGAUUUCCCUAGAGACAUCUGGUAUCAAGGUGGGGGACGACAAAUGCUACUUAGUCAACCUGAAUGCGGACCCUGCUCUCAACGAACUUCUGGUUUAUUAUUUAAAGGAUCACACCAGGGUGGGUGCAGAUACCUCUCAGGAUAUCCAGCUCUUCGGCAUAGGAAUUCAGCCUGAGCACUGUGAGAUUGACAUCGCAUCUGAUGGAGACGUCACUCUUACUCCAAAAGAAAACGCAAGAUCCUGUGUAAACGGCACGCUUGUGUGCAGCACCACACAGCUGUGGCAUGGUGAUAGAAUCCUAUGGGGAAAUAACCACUUUUUUAGAAUUAAUUUACCUAAGAGGAAACGUCGAGAUUGGUUGAAAGACUUUGAAAAGGACACGGGGCCACCAGAGCAUGACCUGGAUGCGGCCAGUGAGGCUUCCUCCGAACCGGACUAUAACUAUGAGUUUGCACAGAUGGAAGUGAUUAUGAAAACGCUGAAUAGCAACGACCCAGUUCAAAAUGUGGUUCAGGUCCUGGAGAAACAAUACCUAGAAGAAAAGAGAAGUGCCCUGGAGGAGCAGCGGCUCAUGUAUGAGCGGGAGCUGGAGCAACUCCGCCAGCAGCUCUCCCCGGAAAGGCAGCCGCAGAGCAGCGGCCCCGACCGCCUGGCCUACAGCAGCCAGACGGCGCAGCAGAAGGUGACCCAGUGGGCAGAAGAGAGGGAUGAACUCUUCCGACAGAGCCUGGCAAAGCUGCGAGAGCAGCUAGUGAAAGCUAAUACCUUGGUGAGGGAAGCAAACUUCUUAGCUGAAGAAAUGAGCAAACUUACUGAUUACCAAGUGACUCUUCAGAUCCCUGCUGCAAACCUCAGUGCCAACAGAAAGAGAGGUGCAAUAGUGAGUGAGCCAGCUAUCCAAGUGAGGAGGAAAGGGAAGAGUACCCAAGUUUGGACCAUUGAAAAGCUGGAGAAUAAAUUAAUUGAUAUGAGAGAACUUUAUCAAGAAUGGAAGGAAAAAGUUCCUGAGGAAAAAAGACUCUACGGGAAACGGGGUGACCCUUUCUAUGAAGCCCAAGAGAAUCACAACCUAAUUGGGGUGGCGAAUGUGUUCUUGGAAUGCCUCUUCUGUGAUGUGCAACUUCAGUAUGCAGUUCCUAUUAUCAGCCAGCAGGGGGAGGUUGCAGGGCGUCUCCAUGUGGAAGUGAGGCGCGUUACAGGAGCUGUUCCGGAGCGUGUGGUGGAGGAUGACUCUUCGGAGAACUCCAGUGAAAGUGGGAGCCUUGAAGUCGUAGACAGCAGUGGGGAAAUCAUUCACCGAGUCAAAAAACUGACAUGCCGGGUAAAAAUUAAAGAGGCAACCGGGCUGCCCUUAAACCUUUCAAAUUUCGUCUUCUGUCAAUAUACGUUCUGGGACCAGUGCGAGUCGACCGUGGCUGCCCCCGUGGUGGACCCAGAGGUGCCUUCACCACAGUCCAAGGAUGCCCAGUACACGGUGACCUUCUCCCACUGUAAGGACUAUGUGGUGAAUGUAACAGAAGAAUUUCUGGAGUUCAUUUCAGAUGGAGCACUCGCAAUUGAAGUAUGGGGCCACCGGUGUGCUGGAAAUGGUAGCUCCAUGUGGGAGGUUGAUUCUCUUCAUGCUAAGACAAGAACACUACAUGAUAGGUGGAACGAAGUAACUCGAAGAAUAGAAAUGUGGAUCUCCAUAUUAGAGUUGAAUGAGUUAGGGGAAUAUGCUGCAGUGGAACUUCAUCAGGCAAAAGAUGUCAACACAGGAGGCAUCUUUCAACUUAGACAGGGUCAUUCGCGUAGAGUGCAAGUCACGGUAAAACCUGUGCAGCAUUCAGGGACACUGCCGCUGAUGGUUGAAGCCAUCUCGUCAGUAUCCAUCGGCUGCGUAACUGCCAGGUCCACCAAACUCCAAAGAGGGCUGGACAGUUACCAGAGAGAUGAUGAGGAUGGUGAUGAUAUGGAUAGUUAUCAGGAAGAAGACUUAAAUUGUGUAAGAGAGAGGUGGUCAGAUGCACUCAUUAAACGCCGAGACUACUUGGAUGAACAGAUUAAAAAAGUCAGCAAUAAAAAAGAGAAGACAGAGGAUGACGUGGAGCGGGAAGCCCGGCUUGUGGAGCAGUGGGUGGGGCUGACGGAGGAAAGGAACGCAGUGCUGGUGCCAGCGCCAGGCAGCGGGAUCCCCGGGGCACCUGCCGACUGGAUUCCACCUCCUGGAAUGGAAACGCACAUACCAGUUCUCUUCCUCGAUUUGAAUGCGGAUGACCUCAGUGCCAACGAACAGCUCGUUGGCCCCCACGCCUCGGGUGUGAACUCCAUCCUGCCCAAGGAGCAUGGCAGCCAGUUUUUCUACCUGCCCAUCAUAAAGCACAGUGACGAUGAGGUUUCAGCCACAGCCUCUUGGGACUCCUCGGUGCAUGAUUCUGUUCACCUGAACAGGGUCACACCACAGAAUGAAAGGAUUUACCUGAUUGUGAAAACCACAGUCCAACUCAGUCACCCGGCUGCGAUGGAGUUAGUGUUACGAAAGCGGAUUGCCGCCAAUAUUUACAACAAACAGAGUUUCACACAGAGUUUGAAGAGGAGAAUAUCAUUGAAAAAUAUAGUUUAUUCCUGUGGUGUAACCUAUGAAAUAGUAUCCAAUAUACCAAAGGCAACUGAGGAGAUAGAGGACCGAGAAACACUGGCUCUCCUAGCAGCAAGAAGUGAAAACGAAGGCACGUCAGAUGGGGAGACGUACAUUGAGAAGUACACGCGUGGCGUGCUGCAGGUGGAAAACAUUCUGAGUCUCGAACGGCUCCGGCAGGCCGUCACAGUCAAAGAAGCACUCUCCACCAAAGCUCGGCACAUUCGGAGAAGCCUCAGCACACCAAAUGUUCAUAACGUCUCUUCCAGUCGACCAGACCUUUCUGGCUUUGAUGAAGAUGACAAGGGCUGGCCAGAGAACCAGUUAGAUAUGUCUGACUACAGCUCCAGUUACCAAGAUGUAGCAUGUUAUGGAACUUUACCCAGGGAUUCACCUCGAAGGAGUAAAGAAGGUUGUACAUCAGAGAAUCCUCAUGCCUUAACUGUCAGCCCUUUUAAAGCAUUCUCUCCCCAGCCGCCAAAGUUUUUCAAACCCCUAAUGCCUGUAAAAGAGGAGCAUAAGAAAAGGAUAGCCCUUGAAGCAAGGCCUCUUCUAAGCCAGGAGAGCAUGCCUCCACCUCAGGCACAUAACCCUGGCUGCAUUGUGCCCUCAGGAAGCAAUGGCAGCAGCAUGCCUGUAGAACACAAUAGCAAACGUGAGAAGAAGAUUGACUCCGAGGAAGAGGAAAAUGAGCUGGAAGCUAUUAACAGGAAGCUGAUAAAUUCACAGCCUUAUGUACCUGUGGAGUUUGCUGACUUCAGCGUUUACAACGCCAGCUUGGAGAACAGGGAAUGGUUUGCUUCUAAAGUAGAUUUGACAAACUCACGGGUCUUGGAGAAAGAAGUGUCCCGUAGCCCUACCACCAGCAGUAUUACCAGUGGCUACUUUUCCCACAGUGCCUCCAAUGCCACGCUGUCUGACAUGGCAGUCCCUUCCAGCGACAGCUCAGAUCAGCUGGCCAUUCAGAUGAAGGAUGCAGACUCCACUGAGCACUCUGGCCCAUCGCUUGGACAGGAUUUCAGGCCGUCAUCAAACAGAGAGUUGAUGGAAGUAGAAAGAGGCUUGGUAAAGGACAAGAUAAUCAUGGUGCCACUCAAAGAAAACAGUGCCUUAGCCAAAGGGAGCCCAUCAUCCCAGAGCAUUCCUGAGAAAAACUCCAAGAUGCUGUGCAGGACUGACUCGUGUUCAGAACUAGAUGCCUGCCCCAGCAAAAGUGGCCAGCCGGCCAGAGAAUUCUGCCCGGGGGAGGUGACAGUAGAGCACACCACUAACAUCCUUGAGGACCAUUCUUUCACAGAGUUCAUGGGGGUGUCAGAUGGCAAAGAUUUUGACGGUUUGACAGAUUCCUCUGCUGGAGAGCUUUCAGGUAGGAGGAACCUACCAAAUAAAAUGGAUAGCAGGAGUGUCUACGAUGGGCCCCAGGACCCUGUCCAGCUGCAUUCCAACUUAGAGGAUGACAAGGUAAUAAUUCCAGAGACAGCCCUUUGGGUUCCGUGCUGUCCGUGAGCACGCCUGACUGCACACCAAUCCCCAGAGGCCCUUCACCACCAUCGCUUGGUAGGAGAGAUUCAUUCAGAUGUCUCUGACAAGGAAGAUGAGCCCA
Microcebus murinus (gray mouse lemur) is the source of this 5617-nucleotide messenger RNA. It is a transcript of the gene KIF13A, whose product is annotated as kinesin family member 13A. Gene Ontology annotation, biological process: microtubule-based movement. Gene Ontology annotation, molecular function: microtubule binding; microtubule motor activity; ATP binding. Lineage: Eukaryota; Metazoa; Chordata; Mammalia; Primates; Cheirogaleidae. The record is from RefSeq and is a predicted model, not a curated record.